Molecule: messenger RNA, 1404 nt
Organism: Mastomys coucha (southern multimammate mouse)
Lineage: Eukaryota; Metazoa; Chordata; Mammalia; Rodentia; Muridae
Gene: Azgp1
Product: alpha-2-glycoprotein 1, zinc-binding
Exons: 4
Coding region: 43-966 (307 amino acids)
Biological process (GO): immune response
Cellular component (GO): external side of plasma membrane
Source: RefSeq, a predicted model, not a curated record
AGUCUCAUUUCUGGGACUGUUCUCCCAGGCACUGCAGUAGCAAUGGUGCCUGUCCUGCUGUCCCUGCCUCUCCUUCUGGGUCCUGCAGUCUUUCAGGAGACUGGGUCUUAUUCUCUGACCUUCCUCUACACCGGGUUGUCCAGACCCAGCAAAGGCUUUCCGAGGUUUCAAGCCACCGCUUUUCUCAAUGAUCAGGCCUUCUUCCACUACAAUAGCAACAGUGGGAAGGCGGAGCCUGUGGGACCAUGGAGCCAGGUGGAAGGAAUGGAGGACUGGGAGAAGGAAAGCCAGCUUCAGAGGGCCAGGGAGGAGAUCUUCCUCGCGACCCUGAAAGACAUCAUGGACCAUUACAAGGACAGUACAGGGUCUCACACCUUUCAGGGAAUGUUUGGUUGUGAGAUCACAAACAACAGAAGUAGUGGAGCAGUCUGGAGGUAUGCCUACGAUGGAGAGGAUUUCAUCGAAUUCAACAAAGAAAUCCCAGCCUGGAUCCCCUUAGACCCAGCAGCUGCAAACACCAAGCUAAAGUGGGAGGCGGAAAAGGUCUACGUGCAGAGAGCCAAGGCAUACCUAGAGGAGGAGUGUCCUGAAAUGCUGAAGAGGUACCUGAGCUACAGUAGAUCUCACCUGGACCGAACAGAUCCUCCCACUGUGACCAUCACCAGCCGUGUGGCCCCAGGAAGAAACAGAAUAUUCAGAUGUCUGGCCUAUGGCUUCUACCCACAAGGAAUUAGUCUGCACUGGAACCGGGCCAGCAAGAAGCUGGCAUCUGAUCCAGAAAGAGGUGUUUUUCCCAAUGGAAAUGGCACUUACCUCUCCUGGGCGGAGGUGGAAGUCUCCCCACAGGACAGAGACCCCUUCUUCUGCCUCAUAGAACACAAGGGGCUAUCCCAAUCUCUCUCAGUGCAGUGGGAUGAGACAAGAAAAGUAAAGGCUGAAAAUAAUCUUGUAGCUCAGCCUCAGUAAGUUACCUCUCUGCCUGACAUGAGAGAGUUGAACUUCAGAAGUCAAUGUCACCAACAAGGUCUUCCAAGGGCCGCUAUACAACAACCAGCAAGAAUCCAAGGAAGAGGCAUGGGCACAGAAGGCUUGAAUGCCACACACUUGAUGCCAUGUUCACUCUCAACAUCAAAUCAAUCACCUUGCCUUGUCCAACUCCUCCUUGAUUAAUCUGUAAACCCUCACAAUUUCCCUCAAGCCUAGUACAGCCCAGAAAGGCAUCUUAAACUCUCAGAUGCUACAGAAGUGUGAGUUUAUUUUAUCAUGUAUCCUGCCCCCACACACUUGAUUCAUGUGAACAUCUUCAUAUUCACUCAAAGAUGUUGUCCUAGUUUCAUUUCUGGAGCCGUGAGAAAAUACCCCAAACAAAAGCAACUUCAAAAGAGAAGAGAUUUGUCAGACCUA